AUGCGUGUACCAAGUGUUGUCACUCUUGUGCCCCUCCUUGUCUCCCUCGUUGCUGCUCAACGGGGAAUCGGAGGUGAAUGCCGUAACGAUGCUGAUUGCAUCAGAUGUCUCGCCAACGGAACGCCCCUUAUUUGCAAAACUGAUGGUUCCUCCACAACUGGAAAGCGAUGUGGAGCUGUCAACCCGCCUUGCCGACCCUUGGAGCCACCAAAACUAUAA
Colletotrichum truncatum is the source of this 219-nucleotide messenger RNA. RefSeq lists its product as uncharacterized. The record is from RefSeq and is a predicted model, not a curated record. NCBI's taxonomy places the organism in Eukaryota, Fungi, Ascomycota, Sordariomycetes, Glomerellales, Glomerellaceae.